AUGGCUGGUGUUGAAGUAGAUCUACCACUACUUCAAGCCUGGAAGGUCGGACUUGCGUUUUUUUUCUUUGCCAUCUUCGACGUUUAUGGUUCCAAAAUUGUGUGUCUCGACGAGGACGACAGUUCUGCCGUACUCGCAGACGACGAAAGGUGUAGCGUUUUUUUUUUUUUGGACGUAAGUACAACUCGCAUUGCAAUUUUAUUGACCAACUGCACGAUUUUUUUAUUUCAAGGGAGGCACUGCUCCAACUCCUACAGAAACGAGUUUCGAUUUCGAGUUUCAAAGUUUCAUCAUGGAGGCACGACAACGGCGUAAAUGUUAAAGAGCAUCUAUGCUGCACAGUAGUAUUCUUGAGUAGCUACCUAACAGUAUGAUCGCAAUCGAAUCAACUGAUAGAAGCCCAGGCAUUGUAGAUAAAAGUUAUUUGGGAAAAUUGACACGACACGACAGUAAAAAAUGAACAUCGAUCGUUGUAGUUCUCUGCAUGACACACUGCAACAAAUAAAAAUAGUAUUAUUUUGAUGUGCACUCUCGUUAGUAUAGGUUGUCCGAUGAGCAAACAACUUCUCUAUCAAACUACAGUAAGAAAAUGAUGUGAAGAUUUUGAAACUGGUUUGCGAGGUAGAAGAUUAAUUUUGGAACUCCAAAUAAUUUCACGAUAUCUAGUACUAGGUGCGGCCGCCAGCUGUAGCUCCUGAAUCAUCCCACUUUCUCACUGCACGCGAUUUUCGAGUAUGGCUUGAUUUCGAAUCGCAAACACGCAGUGAUGAGUGCGGAACCUGGUGCAGUACCGGAUGCCUUUCCUCUUCAGAAGCUAAAAUUUUAUGUGCGAGUGCCGCAGCAGGAACAAAAAAAGCCAUAGACGAGGAGUUCUAUUGUGUAGUGUAUUGGUCUACGACUACGAAUAUGUCUCGCUACUAUGUACUGCAACUUUAGUAUAUAAAUCUAUGCAGGUAUGAUGCAGCGAAUAAAAAAGCCAUAUCACUCGACGAAUUUGUGUCAAUCUGAACCAGCAUUUGCUCCUUGUUCUCCUAAGGCUGUAUGACCUAGGCCGUAGGUGGACGUAAGCACUAAAGCUACCGUGACAUGAAAUGAUUAUGAGAGGGGGUAGUCAUCUCCACUAGAAAUAGAAUUCUAUGUUGCUCUAUUGCACGAUGGGAUGCAAAAAAUGCACACGUCUUUUCCUUUUUGAAGUUUCAAAAGAAAGUUUCGCUUCCGAGUUUUGCGAAUGCAAAUCAGGGCACAUUCCGAUUUAUUUUUUUGCAAAAUGCAAUGCUAAACGUAAAAGUUUCUGAAUAAACAAAAACAUGAAUUUCAUACGUAAUAUCCAGGUGAACCUCUCCACGGUUGUGCUAGCGGCGCUUACUGUUUAUUAUGCCAUUCCGAAUGUUCAGACAGUUCCAGUUGCAGUUCUCAUCGUGGCUUUCGGUUGGCUGUAUCAAGACGUUUUACUGACAGCGGCACAGCAGGGUGAAAAGGUGGGCGUUUUUCUGGGCGGGAGUGACGUUGUCCGCGCUGUAGUAUCUUCUAUUGUACCACCGCAGCUCUUGCUCUUCAAGAUCUAAUUCUAUGUCUAUCUCUUAAGGGUGGUCGCGUCGUGGUCUAAUUUUGCUUUCUGCACAAAAUCCUGUGGUUGUGGACUCAACUACUUACACAUCUUCACGGCAACAUGAAUCAAUACCUAAACCUGUACGAUGAUAUCAUGAACCUCGUGUAGUACUUCGCCAUGAUUCAUCUCAGAACAAAAGAACGGCAUGCACCACAUCAUCUCUCUCACGAAAUAAAGGAUAAUUGGGAUACAAAUCACAGGUAGAAGUCGUAGUCUGCAAAAACGUAUCUCACCCAUAGCUAUAAACUGACUGGAGGACGUAUAAUCUUCUUCGAUUUUUUGUCACCGUCACGAAUCGGGAAAAAAAACAAACAGGGACAGUAAAGCUAACUAGAAGCAAACUAUUCUGUGAAGAGUUUGUUGUUAUCUGCUCACGCACAUGCCUGCAAAAAGGCUGCUGGGCUAACGACUACUCCCCACCUGUUUACGACGUAGAGGUUGGAUGCUAAAAAUUCUUCCUUUUUGCGGUUUAUUUACUGAUGAGCUUUCCUGUCGGGGAUGUUGACCAAAAGCGGACCCUACUGCACUCAACUUUGCUGAGGACAGAUUGUCUAUACGCUUGUGAUGCCUGCUACUCUGACUUUUAGCAAAAGCAACCGGCCCGGAGCGUAUUCUCCAUGAUCUAAGUAAGUGGUAGUGGACACCGCGCGAGCCGCCGCUGCUACUUCUCAGCUCCCGGGCGAUAUGAGAAGUUUAGGUUCCAACCACCCAGCGUUCGUUGCGUUUGAUGAUAUUCGGCAACGCUGUGAUAUAGUUUUUGGAGAAAAUAAAAAGAAAAUAAAGGAAGAAUACGAAUACUAUGUAUGCAACGAAGUUUAAGUAGUGCAAGUGGAUACAACUACUCUAGUAAAGACAAACCAAAACAAACUCGCGGGCUCGACGCACGACCGCACUACACACUAGAAAUAAAACUUCUUCUCUUCGGUUUCGAAAUUCAAGCCUCGAAGAUAGAGGGAGCUGUCACUACACGUAAACUGCAGAAGAUGCUGAUGCAAAAAGCCACUGUAUGACGACGUACUGCGGACCUAACAAACUGAAGUAAAAGAAGGGCUGUUGCUAUACUAAACUUCUCUGAUGAAGCAGCCUUUGAAGAUGUAGACGAGCAAUUUUUUUCCAAAAUACCACAUGAUCAAGAAAAAUGUCCCUGGACAACCAGCACCACGGACAGGGAGCAAAUCCGAAUCAGAUAAAGGCGCUGCUGCGCCCCUCAAGCAGGGCCGUUGAGUGUUCUCUCUUUGAAGUUAUACAUCUUUAGUUGUUUUUCUUUUUGUACUUCUUCUAUGGUGGAG
Molecule: messenger RNA, 2898 nt
Organism: Amoebophrya sp. A120
Lineage: Eukaryota; Dinophyceae; Syndiniales; Amoebophryaceae
Source: the annotation of a GenBank genome assembly